This is a messenger RNA of Salvia hispanica, 2315 nucleotides long. RefSeq lists its product as uncharacterized. Lineage: Eukaryota; Viridiplantae; Streptophyta; Magnoliopsida; Lamiales; Lamiaceae. Gene Ontology annotation, biological process: regulation of monopolar cell growth. The record is from RefSeq and is a predicted model, not a curated record.
GAAGCUGCACCCAUCCCAUCAUCCACACUAAUUACAACUCUCCCCCUCACAGAGAUCCCAAAUGUGACGUUAUUUUCAGUGCACUUCCCAUUCCAACAUGACGACCACGGAACACAAACACAACAAUAUCCACAAGCAAAUGGGUUGUAUGGCAGGAUUCCUCCAAAUCUUCGAUCGCCACCACAUUAUCACCGGAAAGCGCCUCCCUCCGGUCGGUGACGCCACGUCGGAUUCGGGAAAAUCAUCCCCUGAUUUGGGGAAGCAGACUCCGCCACCGCCGCCUGAGCUUCCGCCCAAAUCCCCACUCCCGCUGCCUGUAUUCGAAUUGAAAGACGGCGUCAGAUCGUCCUGGAAGUUUCGGAAGGAAGCGCCGCGGCUUUCGCUCGACAGCCGCGCCACCACUGAUGCCAAGGGCAGCCUCCACCCCAAACAAAUCCCAACCGCCGAGGAACACCGCUCUCCUAGCGUCAUUGCCAGGCUAAUGGGGCUGGACCAAUUGCCAAAUUCAAAUUCAUCCGAUUCGAAUCUGCCGGAGCUCCGGCGAUCCGCUUCCGAAUCCAGAGUCUCCAGAGAUCUAUUCCAAUCGCGAUUGAUGGCAGCUGAUUCCAAUUCCACCACUCUGCAUCCCAAGCCUCCCGCCCCGCAAUCGCUUUCAUCUCAUCACAACAACGCCUCGCUCAAUCCACAUUACACAGAUCCAAGGAAACAAUCCGUCAAAAAAGGCGACGUCUCCACCGGAUUCAGCAGAGGCGGUGUGAAUUCGGUGUCGCCAUGGCGAGCUCCGCAGCCGCGCAAAAAUUUCUUCGACGUCUUCCCGGAGCCGAAGCAGAACAUAUCAAUCUACGGCGAAAUCGAGAAGCGUCUCAGAAUGCGAGGAGUCGACGAGCCAUCAAAGGAUUUAGAGACGUUGAAACACAUACUCGAAGCUCUCCAGCUCAAGGGGCUUCUACAUUCCAAACCGCCGCCGCCGAACCACGUCCGCCACCGGAACUUCAUCUACGACGACUCGCCGAUCGUUCUCAUGAAACCGACGCCUUCAAAACCAGCCAAUGGGCGGAAACAAGUGAACGGAGUUCGCCGGAAUUACAGCCUUAGCGGUGAAACCUCCCCGUCUCCUAGUCCCCGGAGGGAACGAAAUGCUCGCAGCCCUACCCGUUCAGGCCGUAGCGGGAGCCCGAUUUCCCGGAGUGUGAAGGCGAGUCGGUCAAACUCGAAGAGGAGUGUGAAUGAGUCAACUCCGGUCCGCUCGCCGAAGAUUAACGGAAUCGGACCAGACCGGUCACCGCGGUUUAAGAAACCAACAGUUGUGAUCAACCAAAAGGAGAAGAUCGUGACCGUUGAGGAUGCUUACUCGUCUGUUUCCGAGGGCACGGUGGAAACACCAACUGAUACAGAGGGAAAGAGUUUAUUGGAGAGGUGUGAUAAGCUGCUUCACAACAUAGCGGAGUUUGCUGCGGCCGACAUGCAGCCCAGCCCGGUGUCGGUUCUCGACCCCUUCUUCGACUCGUUGACGCCGUCGCCCGUUACGACUAAACGGAAUAUUCAUUUCAAAGAUCAUUAUGGAGAGUCGGAGGAAGAAAUCUGGAGCCCCAUCGUCUCCCCUAUCUUCUCCAAACGCUUCGAUUCUGACUGCGAUUAUGUGUACAUCUCAGACAUCCUACGGGCAUCACAUUAUCUCCCAGAGGAGUCGGAUGUCUUUCUUUUACUUGAGAAGCAGCAACAUAUCAAAGGGAAUGAUACGUCUAAAGUGUCGAGGCUUCAGAGGAAGCUCAUCUUCGACACCAUCACUGAAAUCCUUGCUAGGGAGGCGUGGCUGCCUCCUUGGAAGGCACGCCACAGCGCCAUGACCCUCGACAAGGUGUGGUCCGAGUUUCAAAAGAUUCGAGAAUGUGACACUGGUCAUGAGGAUUUGUUCGAGACCAUUUGUGGAGUCCUGAAGAAGGACCUAGCAGGGGACGGGUGGGGGGAUUGCCCGAUGGAGGGAUCGGAGGUCGUUCUCGACAUUGAGAGGAUGGUGUUCAAGGAUUUGGUGUCUGAAACAAUCGAGGAUCUAUCCUCAUCAUCAAUCAUGAUGCUUAGGAGGAAGUUGGUUUUCUGAGGAAAAGAAUGAAGGAUGGUUUAUUCACGUGGGAAGGACUGAUAAUUCAUGUGCUAGUGCAUUGUUGUGUGUUACUUUUUGCUUCUUUUAUUUUCUAAUUUUUUAAUCAAUGGGAAAUGCUGCGAUUUUAACGGUCACUUUAUGCUAGGAUUGUUGUAAACUAAAAUACAUUAUUGGAAUAAUAGUUGAGCCAAAAAUCAAGAUUCCGAGGUCUGAG